Bombyx mori (domestic silkworm) is the source of this 6391-nucleotide messenger RNA. It is a transcript of the gene HDAC1, whose product is annotated as histone deacetylase HDAC1. Gene Ontology annotation, biological process: negative regulation of transcription by RNA polymerase II. Gene Ontology annotation, cellular component: NuRD complex; nucleus. The coding region runs from base 216 to 1667 and encodes 483 amino acids. The record is from RefSeq and is a predicted model, not a curated record. Lineage: Eukaryota; Metazoa; Arthropoda; Insecta; Lepidoptera; Bombycidae. Gene Ontology annotation, molecular function: histone deacetylase activity. The transcript has 11 exons.
UUGAAUAUCUGUAACUUUUAGGUCAGUCAACUUCACUGUAAUGAAAUUGUCGUACUCUGAAGUUGCAUUUUGUUCAUCUUUCAAUUAUUUUAUGAAGUUUUUUUGUGUGGAUUGUCAAAUUAAAGCACAGCGGUGUGGUUUUUAUUUCUCUUUAACAUUUUUAAGUAUAUUGUAAUAAUUUUAUUAAAAAGUAACCGUUGAAGAAAUAAUUAAAAAUGUCUAUGCAACCGCACAGUAAGAAAAGAGUGUGUUACUAUUAUGACAGCGAUAUUGGAAACUACUAUUACGGACAAGGGCAUCCAAUGAAACCUCACCGCAUACGUAUGACCCACAAUUUACUCCUCAACUAUGGACUCUAUCGAAAAAUGGAGAUUUAUAGGCCUCACAAAGCCACAGCUGAUGAAAUGACAAAAUUCCAUUCAGAUGAUUACAUUAGAUUCCUGCGUUCUAUUCGACCUGACAAUGUUUCUGAGUACAACAAACAAAUGCAGAGAUUUAAUGUAGGUGAAGAUUGUCCUGUUUUUGAUGGCCUGUAUGAAUUUUGUCAGUUGUCUGCUGGGGGUUCAGUUGCAGCAGCUGUAAAACUGAAUAAGCAGGCCUCAGAAAUAUGCAUAAACUGGGGUGGUGGCCUCCAUCAUGCAAAGAAGUCUGAAGCGUCAGGUUUCUGUUAUGUUAAUGACAUUGUUCUUGGCAUAUUGGAGUUGCUGAAAUACCAUCAAAGAGUACUAUAUAUUGACAUAGAUGUGCAUCAUGGUGAUGGUGUUGAAGAAGCUUUCUACACCACGGACAGAGUAAUGACCGUUUCCUUUCAUAAAUAUGGAGAAUAUUUUCCUGGAACAGGUGAUUUGCGGGACAUUGGUGCUGGUAAAGGCAAAUACUAUGCUGUAAAUAUACCCCUUCGUGAUGGAAUGGAUGAUGAGUCAUAUGAGUCUAUCUUUGUUCCCAUUAUAUCUAAAGUUAUGGAGACAUUCCAACCAAGUGCUGUAGUACUACAGUGUGGUGCUGAUUCUCUGACAGGUGACAGAUUGGGUUGUUUCAACUUGACUGUUCGAGGUCAUGGACGCUGUGUAGAACUUGUCAAGAGGUUUGGACUUCCAUUCUUACUAGUCGGCGGAGGCGGAUAUACCAUACGUAAUGUAUCUCGCUGUUGGACUUACGAGACAUCUGUUGCACUUGGUGUGGAAAUAGCCAAUGAACUACCAUAUAAUGACUACUUUGAGUACUUUGGGCCCGAUUUCAAACUACACAUAUCACCAAGUAACAUGUCCAAUCAAAACACACCCGAAUAUCUGGAAAAGAUAAAAAAUAGACUGUUCGAGAAUCUCAGAAUGCUCCCACAUGCGCCAGGAGUACAAGUGCAAGCCAUACCUGAAGAUGCUGUCAAUGAUGAGUCAGAUGAUGAAGAUAAAAUAGACAAAGAUGAGAGAUUACCACAGAGUGAUAAGGACAAGCGCAUCGCUAACGACGGCGAGCUGUCGGACUCCGAGGACGAGGGCGACGGGCGACGCGACAACCGAGCCUACCGCGCGCCGCAGCGCAAGCGUCCGCGACUCGACAAGGAACCCUUGCAGAUCAAGGACGAUCUUAAACCUGAUGACAUGAAGGAUGACGUUAAAAACGUUAGCAACGCGGAAGAAUCAAAGAAGGACAUGCCACCGAAUCCCUGAUGAGUGCAAGAUUCUAAACGUUAUCGUCCAUAGUACAGUGCAUUGGCACUUUGGGAAUAAUUACAAACUGAAACUGGACAUUCUCAUGUUCUGUUUGAGCACAAUAUCGUGAUUUAACGUGGACCUAAGAGACGACUAGAGAUAAUAGUUUAGUCCUAAAUUUUUUUAAGAUUCUCUGUUUUCAAUGAUGACCGUUUAUCAUUCGUGAUUAUUUUUUUCACUUUUAUCUAUUAUACGACUGGUUUGAAUUGUAUAUUGUUUUAAAGGUAAAAUCGAAUGUUUAGAUGAAACGUGUUGCCGUCACAGAGACGCUUCAGUUUAUUUAAACAUUCCUAAAGCUCCAAAAUCUUAUUGCUUUUGUUGAUAAAUGGAUGUGUACUGAUAAUGUUGAAGAAGUCAAUAAGAUCUCAUAAUGCGUCUGCUAUGAUAACUCUGAAUGUAUAUUCGUGUGGGAAUCGAACCCACGACCCUCGGCUCGACUGUUAGGUUUGACACAUCUGCUGUAAUCCGUUUAAUUUACAUUUCAUUUUCUUGCGAUUAUGAUAAAUCAAAUAUUCAGAGUUUAAUUUAAUCAGCCAUAAAAAAACCAGUAUUUGUUUUGCCUAUGGAUUUAGUAAAAAAUACUCUGUUAAUUAAUUAGAAAGCUUGUCCUCAACAACUACACUCGCGAGCAAAAGUUUGGAAUCACUUACUUGAAAUUGGUUCCGUGCGAUCUUGUGUACUAAAUAUUUUUUUGAUAAUCACAAAAAUGAGAUCAUUUUAAAGAUUCAACUGUUAACUUUAAACUGAUACCAAAUUCAUUAAAAUCAAUUCAGUAUUUAAGAAGCUAUCCCGGAUUAAGUGAAGGAGGUAGGAAAACAAGGAAAUAUGGAAAAAUAAUGAGUGAAUGAAACAACAAAAAAUAAUAAACAAAAUUUUUAUUUAGUCUUAAAAUUAAUUUUCAGUACUUUGUGUACCCUCCCCUCGCCCUAAUAACUGCUCGAAGACGAUUCUUCAUAGACCUGAUCAGCUUUUGAAUUGAUUUUUGUGGGAUACUUUCCCACUCCUCAAUCAACGCCGAUUUCAGCUCAUUCAGACAUGAAGGAGCAGAAGUUCUGGAACGAACCUUUCUCUUCAGUUCGUCCCACACGUGCUCAAUAGGAAUCAAGUCAGGGCUGAGCGCAGGCCAGUCCAAUGUGGCGAUACAGACUUUUUCAAGGUAUUCAGUCGUUACACAGGCAGUGUGACAACGAGCGUUAUCGUGCAUAAGGAGAAAGUCAUCGCUGGUAUAUCCCGCAUAGGUAACGACAUGUUCCAGCAGAAUAUCGGAAAUGUACCGGUCCGAAGUUAGACCGCCUGCUCAUCCCCCACCAAGCACGAAAACAAGCUCGGUUUUAUCGUCGAAAGAAAUGCCGGCCCACAUCAUACAAUAGCCGCCCCUAAAACCACUGUUUCAGCGAAACAGCACUGCGUAAAUCGCUCCCCAGGCCGCCUGUAGACCCAACCUCUUCGGUCGCUACCCUGCAAACACAUCCUACUCUCGUCGGAGAGCAGGACUUGUCUCCAUUGCUCAACCUCCCAAUCAAGAAGGGUGCGAGCAAAUUGAAGGCGUGCUUGUCGGUGAGCUGCCGUGAGUUUCGGGCCUGUGACAGGCCUUUUUGGAGUCAGAUUCGCUUGCUUGAGUCGUCGACGAACAAUCCACUCGCUGGCUGCUACCCCACGAACAUCUCGGAGCUCCUGUUGGACGUCGACACCAGGUAAAUGUCGAUUUCGGAGAGAGAUUGACACGAUAAAACGGUCAUUCCUCUCCGAUGUGCACCAGCGCCGUCCAGAUCUUGGUCCCGGGAUAAAGCUACAAGUAUGCCGAAAGCGCUAGCAAGCUUUUGAAACACUGGACUUGCUUAUGUGGAGCCGACGAGCGACAACCCGCUGGCUGAGCACUUCUUGCAAUAGGGCUACGAUUUGUGCUGCUUCUGUAGGUGUUGUCUCCAUUGUCGUACAAGAUAAAGGGUUAAAAGUACCGGAGGUGUGUAACGGGCAACGUGUGAAAGUCGACUGAUAAAGAAAAUCCGAUAACAGGUGCUUUUAUAGAGGGUAAUAAGUUGCAACUUGCGACGUAUCAAUCAAUUGAAACACGUCUUUUUCGUUAUUCCUUCACUUAAUCCGGGAUAGCUUCUUAAAUACUGAAUUGAUUUUAAUGAAUUUGGUAUCAGUUUAAAGUUAACAGUUGAAUCUUUAAAAUUAUCUCAUUUUUGUGAUUAUCAAAAAAAGAUUUAGUACACAAGAUCGCGCGGAACCAAUUUCAAGUAAGUGAUUCCAAACUUUUGCACGCGAGUGUAUUUCGAUAAUUUUCAUAGAUGUGUUUGAUAUAACGUUUAACUCUCUUUAUAUGCAACAUUGAGUUAUCAUAGUACAAUCAAAGAACUUAGUUUCAUAAGAUUUUAUAAAUAUAUAAGGUUAAUUAUACUCAUGGGACGAAGAAAAGGUAGUGGAUUUUAUAUUUAUGCCUAUUAAUUACACGUUCGUUGCUGGCUCUUUGGCAAAAGGGCGUGAUCCCAUAUCGCUUACUUAAUCAAAUGUUUGAUGUAUACACAAACUGCACAAACCUUUGAUUAAAUGUUGGUCAACUUUAUUCGGGCAGAGCAUACAGAGAACUGAGCCUAGAAAAGUGCCAGCACAAGAUAAUAAAAAAAAUGAAAUCGCACAGAAUAUUACUGGGGAUGUAUUAUUAUGAUUUAUUAGUCGUACACUAGCACCUGGUUUCCAUUUUUAAUUGUAAUGCAUAGGUUAUAUUAAUGCUGUACUGGAUUGAUAACAAAUUGUUUAUUAAAAUACACGAUAUCUACAAAGACUCCAUUGAAUUCAGCAUUUAUAGUAAUAAAAAUUUAAUAAAACAAACAUACCUGUGACGUCACCGCAUCCUUACCCAGCACAUCUAUAAACCCUUACCGACCGGCUUUUUUCUGAAUCCGGGUUUCGGGCCUUAGUUAUCGUGAUUGUAUGUUAACUUCUCUAGUUGAGUACCUAUAUACUUAAUACAUAAUAUAUUAGAUAAAAGUAAUGGAACACUUGUUAAUUUUAUAUUUUCUAAGAUUGAUUUGAAUCUAGGAAUACAGAAAAUGAACCUAAAGUCAGUCAGAUACUGCUCAUAUUUUGAGUUAUUUUUGUAUGUAUUAUUUGAAUUAUUAUUAAAAUAUGAGCUGAUGAUAGUAUUGAAAGAGGUGUCGUCACAGGACAGCCAAGUCAAUUAAGUUUUCGUACAAAAACUAUUAUCAUUUAAUAAAAUGUAUGUCAUUUUAAUUAGACUGUUUCUUUUUAUUUUUAUUAUUUAACCUUUUGCGAUCCUUAAACUAUAUGUUGAAUACGUAUAGACUCUGGACCUCAUAGGGUUAAACUGGUUUCUCAAAACCAGAACUAGGAUAUUAAAUAUAGAUAUCGUGUUGUAUUUUAAUUAAAAUACUAUAGAAAGUAAGAAUCUUCUGUGUAUCUAUAUCCGUAGUUAAUUUAUAUGAGGCAUUAUUUUUUGCACUUUGUAAAUGUACUCUUUUGAUACAAUCACAAAGUGUUAAGAUCGCAUUUAAAUCAUUGAUUUCAUCCAUGGACGGUAGGUGUUUAUACUUUUAUUACAGGGCAGAUCUUUCUUUCACAGAUGGAUAGAUGAUGGUUAGUCCGUAUAGUUUUUUCCCAAGAACAAAAUUUCUUGAAGCUAUCCAAAAUGUUUCGAACAAAUUGCAUAGCCUUAGAUCAAUUUUGUUUAAUAAGAUCAAUAAAUAGCUCGACAACUAUAAAAUGCGAUAUGCAAUAGAAAUACUAUUAAAGAAAUGUUCUUAUCAAAACAGCAUCGAAGUUACUUAGUUUUUUAAUGACGUAGCAGUCAUCUAAAAUAAUAAUUUUUUUACCAUUUUCUUAGAUGGAGAUACUACUUCACGGCUCAACUGGUUGUAAGUGGUUACCGGAGGCGAUAGACAUCAAAAAAAUAAAUCCCUACCUACACCCAUCUUGAGACUUGAGUCUUAGUCUUAUGUGUUUUGCAGUACAAAGUCUGCCCACCAUCCUUCAAACUGAAACGCAUUACUGCUUUCCGGCAGGAAUAGGCAGGGUGGUGCUACCUACUCGUGCGAACUCAAGACGUCUUACCACCAGUAAUACUUCAAGUAGUACUACUUCUCUCAUAGUAUUUUAUUGGUGACGUCAUUACAUCAUUAAAUUUGCAUCCUUCAUUUGUUUCACUACUAUUCCACAAGUUUCAAACGUAUUUGAAUAGAUUAUAAAUGAAUUAUCAUUUUCAUUUGGUGAAAUAAAUUUGUAACAGAUUGUAAACUUCAUUGGGCAGAGAAGUUUAUUAAAUAAGAUUACGUCGUAAAUUAGUUUGUAAACAUUUUAUCACAGAAGAUACUAGUUUUAUAUAUUUCAUAAGCUCAAUAAAAUAUUAUUUUGUAGUCUAGCUUAGUGAUAUCCAACACUAAGAAAAUCCAGCACGUAGUCCACGGAUGCCUGUAAAUGUAAAAUUGAGUACAAGAAACAGUUAUAUUUUCGAAACAAAAAUAAAAGUUCACGUUUUGAUGUUCCAUUACCACUCGCAAGUCGCAACGAAUGAUUGUGGUUCAAAUGAUUUAUUGAGCUUAAGGAACAUUUCAAGUAAUUCUAAUGCUAAAUCUUAAGUUUUAAUUUGACAAUUAUUUAAAUAUAGUGUAAGUUUGUAAAAUAAAUAGUUUUUAUUGUUUUAAAUAAAUAUAAUGUCUAAU